CGUCUGCCGCGACAGACCUCCUCCCGAUCCCGAGCCCCUGGGCGACUGCCGAGUGCCAACUGCCGACAAUAUGAACGGCGUGCUGUUGUCCGUCGCAGGCAGCACCAACGCAGCUCGGGGCAACAACCAAUCGACUUUUGGAGGAUCAAGCCGGGGAUACCAUGUGCUGAAGGUCGUCGAAGGCAGCCCCGCCGACAUUGCCGGGCUGGAGCCCUACUUUGACUUUAUUAUGGGUGUCAACGGAAAGUACGACACAGAAGGACCAACGCUGUUGAGCCAGGUUUCGCAGAGCCUGGGCAGGGCCGUCUCCCUGGAUGUGUACAGCAGCAAGCUGCAUUCGAUCCGAGAGGUCAAGAUUGUGCCCUCCAACACGUGGUCGUAUCCGGAGGAUGGCCUGGUGGGCUGCCACCUGAGGUUUUGUGAUUUCGAAGGCAUCGCGGAUCAUGUGUGGCACGUUUUGGUCGCCGGACUCAAGGCCCAGACGGACUAUAUCAUUGGUACACCGCACUUUACCCUGCGCGAGCCGGAUGACUUGUAUCUGAUGAUCCAGAAGAAUCUCGGCAUCCCCUUGCGCCUGUACGUUUACAACUCGGAGCUCGAUUCGAUCCGGGAGGUUAUUCUUGCGCCGACUCAAGGUGAGCACGCGAUUGAGAGGAUACGCCUUGGAUGCGACAUUGGAUAUGGAUUCCUGCAUCGGAUCCAGCUCCACGGCCAAACGGGCAAGAAGGAUAGCUUGGAGCAUAUGCUUGGGGACUAUGUGCGCGAGCACCACCAACACUCUGCUCAACCGACGGGCGCUGAUCACGACCACGGCCAUGAUCACCACGACCACGAUCAUCACGACCACGAUCAUCACCAUGACCAUGACCAUGACCACGACCAUGACCAUGAACACCAUGAUCACGAUCACGAUCACCACCACGAUCACGAUCACCACCACGGCCAUGACCACGACCACGACCAUGAUCACAAUCACGGCCAUGAUCAUGGCCAUCCUCACGAUCACGUCGACGGACACCACGAAUCCCAUCCAAUGUAUCUCGAAAACGAGGCUGCGUUGCUGGCCUACGAAUCCCACGCCGCAAACUCCAGCGGGCUCUUGCGGGCCAUCGACUACCAGUCUCAGCCGUCACCGGCUCUCUCGGCGGCCCAGCCGCUGCCGCACAUUGAAGCUGGCGUUCCGGUUUCCACCCAGGAAUCGACCAAGCCGCUGCUGGACCAGUCGCCAUCGGCCGAUCUGCAUACCGAUUUGGCAUCCGCCCCGCCAAUGACCCGCGGGUACGGUAGCGGAUCUGGUCUGCCCAGACACCCGCAAGCAUACCAUUCGGCAAGCAUUGCGACGGCGUCAUCGCUGCCACCGGCCAUCGCCGGUCCAGCGGCGCACCCGGGACGGUCGCCCCAACUUUCGGCGGCGGCGGCGGCGGUGGGCAACUCUACUCACUUUUUCGACGAGCUCUCGGGGCUUGCGACGGGUGCUCCCGCUGCCAGCAACGGCACAGCGAGAGUCCCUGGAGCGGCAUACCAUCCUCAUCCUCACCCUUCGCCUCCGACAGCGGCGCUGUCCCCGUCGAUGGGUGUGGGAGGCCUGGUCAUGUCACGGACCCUCUCCAACACCUCAAGUGCCUCCAGGAAAGUGCACGAUCCUCAAGACUUGGCGCCGGCCUCGGAGCUGUUCAAGUGAGGCCAUGCAAGAUCGAUGGCCUCUGCCGCGGAACCGGUUAUCGAUCAGGGGCCUCGCCACCCAGAUAAGCGUAACUCUCGGCCAGGAAGGCGGAUGGUGGUGGUCGAAUGCAGCAGCUACAAAAUGAAAGAGAGCCACCAUGCAUUAUUUGCCUCCGCUGUUUGCUCUUUUCUGUGCACACGCCAUUGCGCCAUGUCGAUACACGGGUGCGUGUGUUCCCAGGGGGCUGAUUGCGACCAAGAGGGCC
Molecule: messenger RNA, 1928 nt
Organism: Polychytrium aggregatum
Lineage: Eukaryota; Fungi; Chytridiomycota; Chytridiomycetes; Polychytriales
Product: GRASP55/65 PDZ-like domain-containing protein
Exons: 8
Coding region: 71-1681 (536 amino acids)
Biological process (GO): Golgi organization
Cellular component (GO): Golgi apparatus
Molecular function (GO): protein binding
Source: RefSeq, a predicted model, not a curated record